CAGAGUGUUGGCCAGAGCUUCAGGAUGAACCAUGACAUGCUCAAACCAAUUUGGGGCAGAUAGUGACCUUCUCCUACUGUCUGCUGUGUCUUUGCAAUUACCUGAACAUCUGUGGCUCCACCCCAGGAGGUGGCAUAUGAAAAAGUUGGGGUACGAUGUAUAUAUCAAACCCAUGGUUAAGCAGGCAACUUACUCCAUGUGAUUUGUGGGAUGGGGCCAGGUUGGGCUCCAGUCCCUUCAGAGUACUCUAUUGGAACAUUCUUUCCACACACGUUUGCUCCAAACAACGCACCUCCUCGAGAGCUGACACAUUGGUUGUGUAAUGAAGAUGAAAGGACAGCAUAACUCCGCCGCCGCGAGGACCUGUCUUCGGUUAUUCACGGUCGGUCUGGAAUGUGCCAAACGACAAUAACAACCAGAAGACCUAAUUUUUGAAAAAUUUGUUACGAAUUAUUUUCACUUUACCGUAUUAAAUCAGGAUCGACAUGGAGUAAGGCAGUGAUGCACUACUCCAGCUACAGCGGACAUAACAAUGAAACUGAGCGAUAUGACUGAUCAUGUCUGAUUGAGUGUUUGAAAUGGCAACCCAAGUUGGUAGAAAAGAUGCUGUUGCACAGUUGAUCCCUGGAACUCAACUAAAGGGAUCGCAAGGACGAAUAUGGAAAGUCGGGGACAAAAUUGGACAGGGGCAAUGUUGUGUAGCUUACAGUGGUACCUUGAUGGGAGAGGACAUCCAUUCCGCUGUGAAAGUCUUUAACCCUCAACUGAAUUAUUCGGCAGCAUGUCAAAGGGAGGCAAGGCUGUUGGAUAUCCUGCAUCGAGGAACUGGAGGAUCAAAAUUCCUAGUUAAGAAGUUUGAUGAAUUUCGUCAUAAUCAAAGUGAGGUGUUGGUGUGCGAACUGCUUGGAGACAGUUUGCAGAUACUUUUAGCCCACCACGUGGAUGAGAAGAUGUCUUUGUGGAUGAUACAAAAGCUAUUGUUGGAUAUCUUUAGAGGUCUAGAGAUUCUCCAUACUCGUGGCUUUGUGCAUGCUGAUAUCAAACCAGGCAAUAUCCAUUGGUGUCCAAAGGAGUAUUGUGCCAAGCUCAUCGAUUACGGCCUCACCUUUCACAUUCAGGAUAAGGUGAAAGGAGCAGUGCAAAGUACACAUUAUCGUGCCCCAGAAUCUGGUAACAUUGUUGGUGCUUGCAAUGUUGAAUCUCAGACAACAGCUGGUCAGACUAUGGAAGCUUGUGAAGUAAAGAGUGCAGGAGCUGGUGCUAUUCAUGGAAUAAUUGAUUUAGAUCCUGCAAUUAUGCCAAGAAAUUCCAACAGCAAUAUAGUGGUGAGUGGCGUUAAAAGUGACCAUUGUAAAGACUCUCAUGCCGAGGGCCAAAGUGGGACCUCAGGAACUGUGAAAAUGAGGAGGAACAGGGGCAUUGUUCAUCAUAAACCGAGUGCUUCAUCAAUGGGUGUUGCUGGAGCUAACACUUCAUACAGGAAUAUCAGUGAGGCGAACAAUUGUGAGUCUGGUCAAAAUCAAACAAAUGAUAAAGAUUCUUAUCCUGAUCAUCAUCAUAAACUCACUGAACCUGAUAAAUUUGAACAUCAACCAGGCCUUCCUAGUCUAAAUACUUCAAGUAAUAAGAAUGUGUCAAACCGCCGUGGGGUGGUUCACCACAGGCCUGAACAGGCAGCGUCUUCUAGUGGUGUGACAGACACGAAACGGUAUUCUCUUAAUCAAGGUGCUAGUACAUGUAGUAGAUAUGGUACUUAUAUGCACUUAAAACAAUAUUUUCCAAGUGCUGAAAUGGGAUUUCAGUCUGUUGGUUUCGAGGAUAUCCUUUCUCAAGAAAAUAACAAAUCUACCACAGACUCCAAGAUGAUGGCAAAUGUGGAUUACAGUAACCUGUUUGUAACACCGAGUAAUGAUUAUUCUGCACUUACUGAACUAACCAGGGUUGCAAGGACUGUUUGUAAUUGUGUUACAUGUGGUCGCCAUCUCAGCUGCGCUAUUGAUAUCUGGAGUGUAGGAUGUGUUAUUCUCAAGAUGUUCUUAGGCGGACAGGGACUUCCUUUCAGUGGGAAACCAAAAUGUGAGAACUGUCUGGGUCACAGCUUACAGAUGGCAUGUAAAGUUUCGGUGGAUGCUGGUAGAUUGAUCAGAGUUCGUGAAGAAGACAGAGAUGUAGAACAGAAAAGCAGUGUGGUUGGCGAUCUCAAGAAUCUUGUUCAAAGAUGCUUAUCUUGCCAUUCUACUGAAAGAAUUUCGGUGGCUGCAGCCAUAAGCCACCCAUUCUUCCACCACUACCUGACUCCUAGUUACAGAGAUAUGCUGCUUCUGCCAAGUCCAGUCCUGUGUCUUCUGAAUAUGGUGGACGAUGGUGAUUUGGAGAGUGAAGAUGAACCUUCAGAUAUUGAGGAUGAUAUAAAGGAAGAGUGUGAGAAGUAUGGUGAAGUCAAGAAAUGUGUCCUUUGCAAAGCUGGCCCGGAAAAAUCUAAGGUGUUUGUCUGCUUUGUUAGGACCAGAGAUUGCAUGGCUGCCUGGAAGUGCCUGAAUGGGAAGACAUUCAACUCGAGAACAGUCAUUACAUGCUAUUAUCCGCUUGACAAGUUUCACUUAGACAUUCUUAACAAAAUUACAUGAAUCUGAAGUAAGGGCAUUAGGUCGGGUAAGAUUCAACACUAGAUAUAACUCUCAUACAAGCGUGAAUAGUUUGGUCGUUCUGUUCAAUGUGAGAGACCCCUAUUGGCGACUUUGUGUAACUUUAUUUAUCUUGCCUAUCUAGCAGAUGCCUAUACAGUCCCUUUAAACCCUAUCUGCCGGUGUGAUACCUUUGUAGUGUCAAUGGUAAAAAUUUUGAAAGAAACAUUUCGUUUUUAUCUGUAGCUUUAUUUCAAUUCGGUUAAAGAAUGAAUAGUUCUUUAUGGAUUAUUGGUAUUGAUUGUUGUUAAUUCUAUUAUGAUUUGAAGAUAUAUUUCGUAAUCAUAUAAUA
Messenger RNA from Lineus longissimus, 2976 nucleotides. Its product is annotated as serine/threonine-protein kinase Kist-like. The coding region runs from base 579 to 2627 and encodes 682 amino acids. The record is from RefSeq and is a predicted model, not a curated record. The transcript has 9 exons. Gene Ontology annotation, molecular function: protein serine/threonine kinase activity; RNA binding; ribonucleoprotein complex binding. Gene Ontology annotation, biological process: regulation of protein export from nucleus; peptidyl-serine phosphorylation; positive regulation of translational initiation. Gene Ontology annotation, cellular component: nucleus; neuronal ribonucleoprotein granule. Lineage: Eukaryota; Metazoa; Nemertea; Pilidiophora; Heteronemertea; Lineidae.